Molecule: messenger RNA, 2031 nt
Organism: Mesocestoides corti
Lineage: Eukaryota; Metazoa; Platyhelminthes; Cestoda; Cyclophyllidea; Mesocestoididae
Source: the annotation of a GenBank genome assembly
AUGAAAUAUUUCAAUCACUCAGGUCAACCCAGCCCAUCGGGGUCUCUUGAAGAGUACAUUAGAGCUAUGGACCGCAUAAAGGAUUCUCUUAUUUAUUUCAACCAGAACAACACGGAACACCUGGAGUACACGCGACUUAUCCUUUAUCAUCAAUGCAAGUGUAUUACCCUCCCGAUAGAUAAUGAAAACGGUGAUGAGAAUCAACCUGUGCUUCUGGAGUGUGACUCAGUUUCUGAUGAGGCCGUCCGCAGCAUGCUGGAGAUCUCCGAUUGGCUUCGUAAGGCCGGCCCCUUGGGUGUCGUGGCGUCAACCGGAAAUGAUGGGCAGAAACCCCAUCACCAUUUCCCCCGACCCUCCUUUUUUGGUGGUUCUGAUUCAUCGGGUGGAGGUAGUUAUCAGUUGCCUGAAUCGCUGGCGCAGUAUUGUGAUUUUCGGAGGGAUUUAAUGCGUGUCACACUCAUAAAGCUUCGCGAGUACCAAAAGUCCAUUGAGAAAAAUCCUCAACCCACGCGCGCGCGUUCAAAUGUUGGCGGAAGUCAGUUGAAUUUGUCAACGCCUGGUCGACGUCGGUAUGUUGGUUUGAAAGCUGUCGGCAUUGUUUGGGAUGUCAUGGUAGUUGCCUCCCCUGGAGAGCAAAGUUCGUCUGUGGAAUUUUUCGUCCUUUGGCAUGUAGUGAAUUCACGACGUGGAGUCGCGAGUGACAUCCGCGAUGUGGAGGAUCUCGAUUCGGAGCACUAUGCAACGAGUCUCAGUGCAUUCCUAAUAUUGAUUGAGCGAGAACGUCUACUUUUGGAUCGUUUGAAACUGGCGGCGAACUCCCACGAAGCGCACUUUGCCUACAGCCUCAUCUGCAACAGCGCCCUUAAAGACCUGCUAAAUGAGGGUGGGACCUACGUCCGCUUAAUGAGCAGAGUAAUUGGACGUGGGGAGUUCUACAUGAUCGUCUCCCUUCUGACAAUCAUGCGUAGGUUCAUAGAGCUCUCUCCAUCGUUCGUGCAAACUCUAAAGGUGGUCAGUACGUUGAUGCAACCGAUGACCAACUUAGUUAACCGUUUCCGAGAGCAGAUCAAAGCUACUUUCGACGCGUUUCUGCAGCAAUUGGCCCCUGGGUUCGGAAGUUCUCAGGUUCCGCCUGAUGCGACUGUUCAUGAACUUGCCUCCAAUGUUCUGCUUUUCCUGGAGAAGUUGAUGGACUACGAAAUCACCGUUGGGACUGUCUUAACCUGGGAGGAGGCCAAGGUGCCACAGGAUGCCACCUUCACGUAUCUAACCACUGUGACGUCGAAGCCCAAGAUGGCUAGGUCUGCGUUUGGCCAGUACAUCCUCCGUGUUACCACCUCACUUGUCGGGAACAUUGACAAAAAAUCCGAAGCCUACUCCGACGAUCUCUCAAGGACAAUUUUUCAAAUGAACAAUCUUCGGACUGGGUUACAGACGAUUUUGAACGAGUACGACACUGCAGCCGUCGAUAAGCUCACGCGGAUACUGAACGAAAGUAAACACGUCUACACUCGAGCAAUUUCAAAUUUGGUUGGUUUUACGCCCUCGAGUAAAGACGGCACCUCGACGGGUACUCUCCGGCGCAAACUGGGGAGUGCCCUGUCAGUAAGUUUUGCUAGGCGUCGGUCCUCGAGGAGCGAGUCCUUAUGCAUGCGAUUCGUCGAUUUGCCUUCAUCCGCUUUUAUCAACCAGUUUGCUCAGCGUAGACAGGUAAAUGUGCCCCGCUUUUUGGAUUCGAAAGAACGGUCUCAAAUGAAGGAUUUGUGGAAUAAAAUUAAUCAGGGUUUCUCGAGUUUUUUGAAACAACAUUCGGAAUUAUCGAUUCCCGAUAAGGAUCUGCGCGAGGACCUUUGCGCCUGUCUGACAAAGGACCUGGUCCCACUCUACCAGACACUCUACGAUCGCUCCCUCCAGACCCCCUUUACCUCGCGUCGAGAGAAGUACAUUAAAAUGAACACGGCAGAAUUUCAAGCGAGGCUAAGUCAACUAUUUUCUCCUGGAUCUGGACAACAUCGAGCCCCCAAAUCCUAA